AUGGUGCCUCAAUUUACCCCACUUGCCCUGUGUCAUACUGAUAAACCUUGGAGGCUUACUGGAUUCCGUUCAGAGCAAGGAGGCUGGACAGCAUAUUGUGGAAUUUUGGCUUUUAAUCUAAUCUGCUGCCCUCUUCUGUUUGAUAGGUUGGGCCACAGCUUUGGACAACAGAAGGCAAUGUUAUUACUCAUCUUUCCUCUCAUUACAGCUAUUUGCCAAGGACGAAUAGUGAAGAUCCCCACUGGCGACCUCGUCCGAGUGGAGGGUACAGAACUGGUCAUUCCCUGCAAUGUCAGUGACUACGAAGGCCCCAGUGAGCAGAACUUUGACUGGAGUUUCUCUUCUUCGGGGACUCUUUUUGUGGAGAUAGUGAGCACAUGGGAGGCAGCUUUCACAGCCCAGCCAUACAGGGAGCGACUGCAGAAAGGAGAGAUCCAGCUGAGACGAAUCGGAAAUGAUGCUGUGGAGCUCCACGUUAAGAAUCUCCAGGCUGCUGACCAAGGGCAGUACAAAUGUUCCACCCCCAGCACGGACGCCACUGUCCAGGGAAACUACGAUGAUACUGUUCAAGUGAGAGUGCUUGCUGAUGCUCUGCAAGUGAGCUCAAAAUCCCAACCUGCCUCCUCCCUGCGCCUGAAGGACGGAGACUCAUUUGAACUCCAUUGCUCAGCUUCUUCCACCUCCUUGGAACAUACACAUCUCUCUGUGACGUGGGAGCUCCAUCGUGGCCCCGCCAGGCAGAAAAUCCUCUCCUUGACCCACGAGAAUAGGUUCCAUUCUGGCCCACAGUACGAAGGACGCUACCAGAGUGGAGAUUUGCGUCUGGACACCACUGGUGAUGAUACUUACCGACUGUUUGUGUCUCGGGUGCUGCCGGUAGACCAGGGCACCUACAGAUGUGUGGUCAGUGAGUGGAUUGGAGAGAAGGGUAAAUGGCAAGAAAUUCAAGAGAAAAGCGUGGACGUUGCCACUGUGACAAUCGAGCCCACAGCCUUAAGAGCUACUGUCACCAAGAAUAAUGUGUCUGUGACCGAAGGAGAUGACCUGGAUCUUACCUGCAGCAUUGCAACGGAUCAGAAGGAUGAUAUCGAGGCAGAGGUCACUUGGUACUUUAGCAAGGUACCCGACAGUUCUCUGCCCGAUGCUCACAUUUUGGCAAGCAUGGACUACAAUUCCGUGGUGCGCAGCCCAUUGACAGUCGCCUUAAAUCGUGUGGGGAUGCAUUCCUACCGCCUGCUAGUACGAGAUGCUAACAAAGAAAAUUCUGGCUACUAUUUCUGCCACGUGGCUCUCUGGGCACCAAGGCACAAUAGGACCUGGCAGAAGGUGGCUGAGAAGAUGUCAGAACCAGCUGGAGUGGAGGUAACCUUGCCUGAGCCACUGUUUGAGGUGCUGCUAAAUGCUUCUAAGGUCCCUGAGUAUUCAGAUGAUCCCACGGAGCUGGAGUGCCAGAUAGCAGAUGUGAAGCAUGCAGGUGCCAAUGUCCGCUUCACUGUUUCUUGGUACUACAGGAUGGACUCACGCAGUGAUGAAGUUGUAUCUGAUCAGCUUCUUGCCUCCAUGGAUGAGGACUGGACUCUGAGAUUUGGGGAGAAGAACAAGCAGCGGGCAAAGAAUGGGGAGAUGAUGUUCUCCAAAGAGGAUGGGGCCAGGUUCAGUUUUCGUAUUCAGAGGACUUCAGAGGGAGACAGAGGAAAUUAUUACUGUGUUGUGUCUGCGUGGACCAGACAGCGUAACAAAAGCUGGAUGAAAAGCAAGGAGGUCGUGUCCAAACCGGUCAACAUUUUUUGGAUUGCAGAAGAUUCCGUGCUCCUCGUGAAGGCAAGGAAGGCAAAGCCUUUCUUUGCUGCAGGAAAUACUUUUGAGAUGACUUGUAAGGUUUCCUCUGAGCAUAUAAAGACUCCUCGAUAUUCAGUCCUCGUCACGGCUGAGAAGCCUGCGGCAGACCCCUUCAGCGCCAAUGAGACUAAGCACAUCAUCUCUUUAAACCAGGAUUCGGUCGUGAAGCUGGAAAAUUGGACGGAUGAGGCCCGGGCUGAUGGAGUAGUACUGGAAAAGGUCCAAGAGGAUGAGUUCCGAUAUCGAAUGUACCAGACUCAGGUGUCAGAUGCUGGGCUGUACCGCUGUGUAGUAACAGCCUGGUCCCCUGCGGGAGGCAACCAGUGGAAAGAAGCAGGGACCAGUUUAUCCAAUCCAAUUGAGAUAGACUUCCAGACCACAGGGCCUAUAUUUAAUGUCUCAGUGCAUUCUGACACUCCAACAGUAUAUCGAGGAGAUCUGAUUAAACUCUUCUGCAUCAUCUCUCUGGAAGGAGCCGCACUCGACCCAGUUCUGAAUGCCUUCAAGUAUCCACUGUUAAUCGGCAUCAGCCUCUCCACCAUCAUCGGCCUCAUCUCCUGCCUAAUAGGCUACUGCAGCUCCCACUGGUGUUGUAAGAAGGAAGUCCAGGAAACAAGAAGAGAGCGACGUCGGCUCAUGUCAAUGGAAAUGGACUAA
Gracilinanus agilis (Agile Gracile Mouse Opossum) is the source of this 2496-nucleotide messenger RNA. It is a transcript of the gene PTGFRN, whose product is annotated as prostaglandin F2 receptor inhibitor. NCBI's taxonomy places the organism in Eukaryota, Metazoa, Chordata, Mammalia, Didelphimorphia, Didelphidae. The transcript has 10 exons. The record is from RefSeq and is a predicted model, not a curated record. The coding region runs from base 1 to 2496 and encodes 831 amino acids.